CGCGCGCAAAUGCAAAUUGUUGAAAUAAUUUUAGGUAGUAGUAACGUAAAAAAUAAAAAUAAAAAUUAACGAAUCAUACAAUAAUGUAAAUUGAUGGCAUAAAGUGACAAAAAAAUAAGUAUUUUUUCAAAUAUGAAUAACAUCAAAACAAAUAUGUAUGCCCGACUUUGUCAGUUAAAAGUGGCAGCUUAAAGCUCGGCUUAUGUAAAUUUAUAACCGAAUAAUACCUAAACAUGUUAGCAUUUAUAUAUGUAGAUUCGUAUGUACAAGUGUAGCGUGCCGGGCUAUCGUUUUGUGCGGUUGAGUGUUUCGAUUCCGUUGCCGGUGCAUAGUUAAUUUUGCACAGAGUGAAAGAGUUAAAAGUUACGGGCUUUUAAUUCCUACAAUAAAGCCCAAAUUCAAGUGCAGAACGUAGCUAUGAAAAGAGUGUAAACUGUAAGAAAAUUUACACAUACACACACAAUCAUGCGCGGUCGCUCGCAUACAUAACGAUCAUUCAGUAUUGCUUCUUCGUUUUGCGGGACGUGUUGCGCUUUAGCUUACCUGAGUGCAGGAGUGAGAGCGCGAUAGCGUCUGCUUGUGUUAGUGCGUGUGUUAAAGCAAAGCAAACGAGAGAGCGACCGAACGAGAGGAGUGAAUUCAAGCUUUUAAGUUAAAGUUCUUUAGCUUGCGUCGGCGUAGCAUUGGCAGCGACAUCAACAGCAACAACAGUCACAACAAUAACAGCAACAACAUCAACAGGUUAGACUUGUCUACAGCAGCUGGCACUUGGAUACCCUGGAUCUCAGUCUUUAGCGGGCAUACACUAGCAAGGCAUCGUCAGUCGUUAUGCUGUACAGCAAAAUAUGGCCACAUCGACACUUUAUGUUGCUGGGGUGACCUGCUUGGGGUUUGUGUGCUUCGCUUUGGCCUCUGUCGCCAUUGGCAUACCCAUUUGGGGUUACUACGACAGUCCAUCUGGUGGCUACGACUAUGAUCGCGGCUAUUUCGGCCCCUUCAAAGUGUGCAAGCAACUCACUUACAAUCGCGAGAAAUGCGGCAACGAUGUCUCCAAGUUCCGGCUGAGCAAUGCGGUAUUUAUCAGCGGACUCUUGGCAGUGUUCAGCUGUGCUGUGCUGGGCAUCUUCUGCAUUCUGUCGGUGAUUCAGCACGCGAUGAUCUCGUCGCGUGACAAGGUUGUCAUGUCCUACACAUCACUGGUCAUUGUCAAACUGAUAUUGGCCUUGCUGGGCGGUUUAUUGGCUAUAAUAGCCACAGUGCUCUUUGCACUACAGAUCGAUGAGCAGGAGCGUUUCGGUUUCAAGAUAUCGCGUGGCAUAUCCUUCUACAUACAGAUAGUCGUGAUUGUAUUAUCCAUUGCGCUGUUUGUGGCCGCCUUGUAUGAUGUCAUCUUCUCGCGCACCCCUGGUGGCGAUCCCACAAUGGCGCUGGACGCUUCUUCGCCGGCUAGUGCCACCACCUUCAACAAUCCGGGCUUCAAGGAGCCGCGCAAUCGCAACGGCGUCUCGAUGACCGAUGCCUCGGGCAAGCCAUACAGCGGCAUCAGAAACGGGGCUGGAACCGCUGGCAGUGUGGCUUCAAUGAGCACGACUGUGACGAGCGUUUCGAACGGCUCCACGCUGGACUCGGUGACUCGUUCGCCGUUGCGCUCGAGCUUGAAGAAGCCACGACCCAGGCCCGAUCCCACGCUGGGCAUACAAAAUCCAGGAUAUUCUGGAUCGGGCAACUCUCCGCCAAUGCGACGCAACGGAAGCGUGAAGAAAGUUCGCAUUCAGACGCACAGCACGGAGGUUUAGUGAGAACGGUGGAACCCAAAGCC
Messenger RNA from Drosophila navojoa, 1819 nucleotides. RefSeq lists its product as uncharacterized. The record is from RefSeq and is a predicted model, not a curated record. Lineage: Eukaryota; Metazoa; Arthropoda; Insecta; Diptera; Drosophilidae.